Fundulus heteroclitus (mummichog) is the source of this 1613-nucleotide messenger RNA. Its product is annotated as mesenteric estrogen-dependent adipogenesis protein. The transcript has 5 exons. The coding region runs from base 126 to 752 and encodes 208 amino acids. The record is from RefSeq and is a predicted model, not a curated record. Lineage: Eukaryota; Metazoa; Chordata; Actinopteri; Cyprinodontiformes; Fundulidae.
CGCAGCUCCAGUUUGGCGACUUGACAGCAGCGGCUUCAUAAUAGGAGUUCCUGGGGCUUCAUCCAACACAGUUAUCCUGUAAACAGCAACGGCGGCACCGGGAAGGAGCUCUUAGGCAAGACAUCAUGAUCUUAACCCAACUUCUCACCGGGAUCAGCGUGACCGAACUGGGUCAGUUUCUGAAAAACCCACCGGAGGGUUUCACCGUGAAGAAGUUCGGCUCGGAGUACCGGGUCCAGAGCGACGACCAGUGCCUGGUUUUCAUCGAUGAUCUGCAUUCCGGGAACAGGAAUGUGGUUUUCCUGAACUCGCUGGGGAGGAAGUUUAAAAUGCACAAUCUGUGGGAGUACACCAGCAUGAGGAAGAGUCUGCUGUCCAAGAGGAUCUAUGUGUUGGUUUCUCUCUGCGUCCCCCAGGCCAGCAAGAAGGGGGCCACGGAACCCAGAGUUCUGCGGGAGUACGUGUUUUCCAUCAAUGGUGGAGAUCCGAUGACCAAGUGGCAGAUGGAGAGAGGCCUGGACUGGACCAUCUCAUCCGUGGCCGGAGAGAGUUACAGGGUGGAGAUUGACUUGAGUGAGAUCUUGAAUAGCUUGGCUGCUGAAGGCCUCGUCGACGAGGACCUGAUGAAAUAUAAUCCAACGUGGAAAGAUGCCUCCUUCACCCUCAAGUACUAUUCUGAUGCCCUAUUUGACUUCCCUCACUGGUUUGGCUUCAGCAAAAAAUCAUUUAAACUGAGACCGAUAAACACAUGAGCGGGACCGUGGAGAUCUUAUCUGUUGAGUUUCAUCAGCAACGUCUGUUGCUGCACCUUUAAGAAGACCGGGGAGGAGUUUUGUCAUCUGUGGAUGAGAACCCGGUCAGUUGGAAGAAAUCUUUUUGUUUUGGCCCGAGUUUGGCAUCUGAGCUGCUGGGUCCGUAUUUGUCUGCCCUUCAGUGAGCGGAAAAGCAAGAGCAAAGAUUGAAAAGAAAAAUCUGGCAUGCCUUUUAAGAUCAUCCAGUCAAAUUGUGUGUAUAAAACUUGUACAUAUUGUUCCUGGCCGGUUUCCAGUUGUUUGUGCUGUACAGUGAUGGAAAGAACAGAGGUCACAAACAAGGUUGGAGUCUUUUGCACUAAAGAAUCACUUGUUUUUUGUUUUUUUUUGUAAAUAUGUUGAAUAUUUAUUGGCUGAAUACAAUACAAUAAAAACAUUUUACCACACACAACUGAAGCUUUUUAUAUCAACGGUGUUAAAAAAAAGUGAUUGAAAAAAGUGAGCAUGAAAUAAGUAUUGAUCAAGUUAAUCAACCUAUUAACAAGGAAUUCACAGAAGAUGGUAACAACCCAAGUAUUACUACUUGAAAAUCAUCUCAAGUCAGUCGAGAAUUUAUAGAAAAUAAAGUUGAAGGACACGGAACAAUUACUGAAAAUGAGAGAAGUUUUGAUUAUUAAGAAAAUCAAGCCUCUGUUAAUGAAAGUUCACACCUCCUGUAUAAAGAAACCAGUCACUUACAUUGCUUAGGUGGGAUUUUGACCCAUUCUACAUAAAAUCUCUUGAUGUCUUCAGAGUUAAGGGGGCUUCUUUUAUGCGAUUCUUUACAUAGAUUUUCAGUUUAUUUCCAGUGCGGCCGAUUUA